CUGUUCGUUUCUGGCUCUCCCGCGUGGGAUCUGUAUCGGUGACUGACACGGCCCAGGCGGACGCGCUAUAGGGCAGUCGGUCGGGUCCAGUAGGAGACGUCCACUGGCACCCGUCUGGGGCACCUUUUUGGGCCCAUCGGAAUUUUUCUGUUCGGGUGGCAAACACCCGAAACGCACUAGCGAUCUAAGUGUUGUGUUCUCUAUUCUAUAAUUUUUAAGUGUUAAACUCCUUCUCUUUCACAGGCGACCUGGCCUGGCCCAGCCAGAAAUCCUCAUAACUUUACUGUUUCUCCUUUUAAUCCUUUCCUCCACCUCCAGGAUACAGAUGGGCCAAUCUCAAAGCACUCCCCUUUCUCUCCUCGUUGCUAACUUCAGGGAUGUUAAAACCAGAGGACAGAAUUUGAGUUUAGACAUCCGGCGGGGAAAAUUAAUAACCCUCUGCCGCUCCGAAUGGCCAACCUUCGGCGUUGGAUGGCCAACCGAAGGAACUUUCUGCCUCCCUAUAAUUGCUAAGCCCACCUGGGAUGACUGUCAGCAGCUCCUCCGCAUCCUGUUCACCACAGAGGAGCGAGAGAGGAUCCAAUUAGAAGCAAGAAACCUGGUUCCCGGAGACGACCGUCGGCCGACAUCUAACCCUGACCUCAUUAAUGCAGCUUUCCCCCUAACCAGACCUCCACAGGACGAAUGGGACUACAACACGGCAGAAGCUGCCGAGACACCCGAAACCUGCAUCCAGGGAACCGAAGGUCUCCUGCGAACUCUGGGAACCUUAGGCUACCGCGCCUCAGCAAAGAAGGCUCAGAUCUGCAAGUCAGAGGGACUGCUGUUGAAUCCCCUCAGGGUCAUCUUCACCCCCCCAACGGCCCUGAACCCAGCAUCACUGCUGCCAGACCCAGACAUGGGAACCCCACUUCAUGACUGCGCCGACAUACUGGCUCAAGUUUAUGGGGUCCGGGAGGACUUGCAGGAUCAGCCAUUGUCGGACGCAGACGCCAUCUGGUUUACUGACGGAAGCAGCUUCGUUCACCAAGGACAAAGGUAUGUGGGGGCGGCCGUGACUUCAGAGACCGAGGUAGUGUGGGCAGAAGCUCUACCCGCUGGAACCUCGGCCCAGAAGGCUGAGCUAAUAGCCUUAACCCAGGCCCUAAAGUUAGGAAGAGACCGCAAGCUAACCGUGUACACUGAUAGCCGAUAUGCCUUCGCCACCGCUCGUGUACAUGGGGCGAUAUACAGAGAACGGGGGCUCCUCACAGCUGAAGGGAAAGACAUCAGAAAUAAAGAAGAGAUUCUAGCCCUGCUAGCAGCCUUAUGGGAACCCAAAAAGCUAACGAUUGUGCAUUGCCCAGGACACCAGAAGACAACCGACCCAAUUUCCCGGGGCAACAAUUUGGCCGGUCAGACCGCAAAAAACAUAGCUUGGCCCCCAGCGCAAUUGCUGACCCUACAGCUGCCAGACCCCGGACCCCGGGAAUUGCCCCCCAGCCCUGAGUAUUCAGAAAGCGACAUUCAAUGGAUGAGUAAACUUCCUAUGACCCGAAUCAAAGAUGGCUGGUGGAGAGACUCUAAAAGCAGCAUUAUACUCCCAGAUAAACUAGGAUGGCAAGUUCUAGAGCAGAUCCAUCGCAGCACCCACUUAGGUUCCCGGCGAAUGUUGGACUUACUGAGACAGACUGGACUAAAGAUCAGAAAUGUCUCUGAUAAGGUCGAUCAAGUAGUCACUAAAUGUACAGUGUGCCAACUCAACAAUGCGAGUAGCAAUCCUCAGACAACAGGGGUAAGACAAAGAGGGAGCAGACCGGGGACCUAUUGGGAAGUAGAUUUCACUGAGGUAAAACCAGGAAAAUAUGGAUAUACGUACUUGCUAGUUUUUGUAGAUACCUUUUCAGGAUGGACUGAAGCCUUUCCAACCAAGAAUGAAAUGGCGCAGAUUGUAGCCAAAAAGAUCCUAGGAGAAAUCCUGCCCAGGUAUGGUUUUCUAGUAAUGAUAGGGUCAGACAAUGGACCUGCAUUCGUCUCUAAGCCUUGCAGAGGGUCCAUGAAGAUGUAUGGCCCAAAUUAAAGGAACUCUAUGAGACUGGACCCCCGCCUAUUCCACAUCAAUUCCGGCCAGGGGAUUGGGUCCUCGUCAAACGUCAUCGGCAGGGAACUCUGGAGCCCAGGUGGAAAGGACCCUUCCAGGUCAUCCUGACAACGCCUACUGCCAUCAAAGUAGACGGAAUCGCCACCUGGAUCCAUUUCGCCCACGCCAAACCAGUGGACCCGUUCUCAGACCUCAUGGGACCUUCAAAGACAACCUGGACUGUUGAUCGGACUAAGGACAAUCCUUUAAAACUGACCCUACGCCGUCAACGGACUGAGCCGUAACUAUGGUGCUUGCCCUUCUCUUGAUUGUUCUGCAAAUUCUGUCUGUAAAUUCAAACCCCCACGAUCCCUAUAAUUUGACAUGGGAAAUUACUAAUUUAGAGACUCAUGAAGUCUACAACAAAACCCUAGGAACUGCCCCAUUAAAUACCUGGUGGCCAGAUUUAUAUUUUAAUUUAGAAAAAAUUAGUCCAUUAAAAGAAAUGGAAGGAGGUAAAUGGAGGCAACUGCAAAAGAGGGUAUCAAUAAGUAGAAAUGGAUUUUAUGCAUGUCCGGGAUUUAGGACGGGGGCAAUGAGGCACACAUGUGGAGGGUUUGAAAACCUCUCUUGCGCAGCCUGGAGUUGUGUCACCUCCAAUGAUGGGGAAUGGAAGUGGGAAGUAAAACCCCAAUUUAUUGAAAUGUCCUAUGUCCAACCAUGUACCCGCACCAGGUAUGAUGAAAACUGUAACCUUAUUCGUGUGAGAUUUACAGAGGAGGGGAAAAAGGACAGGCGGUGGGUCUUAGGACUCACUUGGGGACUCUACUUAUAUCAAUAUCCCCUCUUUGGGACUGCCAUUCAAAUAAAAUUAAAAGUCUCCCCUCUUGUACUACCGGUAGGGCCAAAUCAGGUAUUAGAAAAAAAAAAAAAAAAAAAAGAGACGAGCCUAUCCCAGAAGGUAUAGACUCCCUAUGGAAAUUGCUAACAGCAGCGUAUGAGGCCUUAAACCGAUCGGACCCUGAGGCAACAAGGGCCUGCUGGCUAUGUUAUGAUAUAAAACCCCCCUUCUACGAAGCCAUAGGUCUAGCUGCCCCUUUUUCACAGUCAGAAGAAGAGUCGCCAGCAGCUUGCAAGUGGAAUCGAAAGGGCCCCCACCUCACACUGCAAGCGGUCACUGGCAAUGGGACUUGUAUAGGAAAGGUCCCCUCUAGCCAUAUCCAGCUCUGUGCCCAGACUAAUUACUCUAUGGGUGAAUCUAAAUGGAUGAUUCCAGCUCCUGACAGUUGGUGGAUUUGUUCUAAGACAGGGCUCACCCCAUGUGUUAGCAGGGAUGUUUUUAAUUUGUCACCCGAAUAUUGUAUCAUGAUAUUAAUAUUUCCAAGGGUUAUUUACCACCGAGAAAAUGUUGUAUAUGAUCUGUGGACAGAAGGGAUGGAAGCAAGAGAGUCAAUAAGAACAAAACGGGAACCCUUUACGACCAUAACCUUGGCCACCUUAUUUGGCCUUGGUGCCAUAGGGGCAGGAACAGGGAUCUCAUCACUAGCCAUCCAGCACCAAGGGUUCGAUAGCCUAAGGGCAGCCAUUGAUAGAGGAUAUAGCCAGACUUGAGGACUCGAUCUCGCACCUCGAAAAAUCUCUGACCUCCCUUUCUGAAGUGGUCCUACAGAACCGAAGGGGGCUAGAUCUAGUCUUCCUCCAACAGGGAGGUUUAUGUGCAGCCUUAAGAGAAGAAUGUUGUUUUAAUGCUGACCACACCGGAGUAGUCCGAGAGUCCGUGGCUAAAGUUAGAGAAGGCCUGGCCAAACGGAGGCGUGAACGAGAACAACAACAAGGCUGGUUUGAGUCUUGGUUCAAUCAGUCCCCAUGGCUAGCCACCCUGCUUUCUGCUCUAGCUGGGCCCCUUAUACUCCUCCUUCUCCUCCUCACCCUCGGGCCUUAUAUUAUUAAUAAACUAGUUGCCUUUAUCAAAGACCGAGUUAACACGAUCCAACUGAUUGUCCUUAGGACCCAAUACCAACCCGUCACUACCGAAACAAUUGAGUCAGACACAUAAAGAUCCAAGAUUGGCUCUUAAGGCACCAAAGAGAGGGGGGAAUGAGAGACUUAAGAGAAAAAU
Molecule: messenger RNA, 4178 nt
Organism: Acinonyx jubatus (cheetah)
Lineage: Eukaryota; Metazoa; Chordata; Mammalia; Carnivora; Felidae
Exons: 5
Coding region: 326-2059 (577 amino acids)
Biological process (GO): DNA integration; virion assembly
Molecular function (GO): RNA stem-loop binding; RNA-DNA hybrid ribonuclease activity
Source: RefSeq, a predicted model, not a curated record